This is a messenger RNA of Geodia barretti, 1305 nucleotides long. NCBI's taxonomy places the organism in Eukaryota, Metazoa, Porifera, Demospongiae, Tetractinellida, Geodiidae. The record is from the annotation of a GenBank genome assembly.
UUGGAAUACACCAAUGCAGGACAAGCAUAUUCACAGGGUCCUUUUUCAGAGGUGUCCCUUAUUCUAGGGUAUUGGAAUACACCAAUGCAGGGCAAGCAUAUUCACAGGGUCCUUUAUUCAGAGGUGUCCCUUAUUCUAGGGUAUUGGAAUACACCAAUGCAGGACAAGCAUAUUCACAGGGUCCUUUUUCAGAGGUUUUACGACAGCACCAUUUUGUAUGUGACUUGCAAUUUUGAGGGUGCAAAUAAUGAUGGGUUAUUUUGAAACAGUUGCAUAGGGAGAGACGACAGACCUGGCUACAGGCCCUGUGUAGGAGACAAACUGGUGUCCAUCAGUACACCCUUUGCCACCUACUGUCCCGAGGUGUUUCACGACACCAUGACGACAGGCCACGUCUGCAAGCUGAUUGGUCGGAACGGCAGCUUGUUCCUGACGGACGCCUGUCACCUCCCAAACACAGAAGGAGCUGGUCUGAGGAGAGACAGAUCUCUUUCAGUGGAUGUGGUUGCCAUGGUACUGGCUCCCCUAUUCUGUGAGAGAGGCCACCCAACAGGACUCAGUCUUGCCACCUCUCUCUCCUCCCUCCGCCCCCCCUCUCCUCUCCCACCCCCCUCCACCCUUCUUCCUCCCCCACAAGACAAUCUCACAGGUGUGUGUAAGCUGGUGGUGGGAGUGGCAGUGGGCUCUAAUUGGGGUAGUGGAAUUCUUCUCUCAUGUGACAGAAUCCUGACAUGUGCACAUGUCGUCACCAAACUCCGCUCCAGUCCAGUCACAAUUUACAUACCUUCUGAGUCCCGGGUUCAUUCUGGAUCAGUGCUGGAAUGGAACGGGGACAUGGACCUUGCUGUCAUAGGACUCAGAGAUGGUAUUGUGGGCAGUCUGGUUCCGGAACCAUCUGGGACCAGAUCCACCGGUCUCAUUCUCAGUCUGUGGCGGAGAGACGACCACAUGACUACCGUGGGGGACCAGUGUGUGCCAUUGGCUACGAAUGUCCACCGUGGCAGUCUAGUGCUCCGCUGGUGACGAGGGGUGUGGUCAUGCAGGUUGCCGGGUGGGGUGGGGAGGGUGUGAUGGUUGUGAGCAGUGCCGUGAUGCUCCCGGUGAUGAGUGGAGGUCUCCUAGUGAGUGAGGAGGACGGCUGUCUGCUGGGCAUGAUCGUCUCCAUUUCAGACCACUCAAUAAUGAUGAGUCAGCACACAACCAAGAAAUCGGUCACAAGACCAAGUUCAACUUCUGAUCAGCCCGGGGUCUGGGGAUGCCACCACAGGCCACACCUACUCCCUGUUGUUGCCAUGGUUACUACCA